GAGAACUCCCAGACGCGGGUCUGGGGGGUGGGUGCAGCGGGGCCGCACACAUCUCGGUGCCUUUGGACCCCGCAGCGGCUCCAGCGGCGGGACACGCAGCUGGGGCCAUCGGCCCCUGGGAACGGAUAGUCCCAGACCAGUGGGCACAGAGAGUAAGAGGCCUGUGUUGGUGUCUGGAAGCUGGAAAGAGACCAGGGGAGACCGACUCUGUGUGUCAGCAAACAGGGCUCUGCAGAGACAGAGAAAGGAGCGCUCGCUGGCUUUGACCUCCCUGGUAUCUGAGCAUAGGGAGCGCACAACUCCUUCAAGAUGCCGACGUCAAAGAAGCACAGGAGAAAACGCUCCGAAGUUCUCAAGGAACCUUCAGAGAAGGUCAGAGGACAGCUGGCUGAGGCUGAGCUUCGGAAGCUGAAGCAGCAAUUCAGGAAGAUGGUGGAAAGCCGCAAGUCCUUCAACUUCUGCUCCCAGCAGAAGAUCUCGAACCAGCACAAGGAAAUCAAGACCCUGCAGAGGGAGCAGGAGGAGAUCACUCUGCUUCUGGGUCUCAUCAAGUCCUCGAAGAACUUGGAACUGAAUGAGAGAAACUACACGGAGCUGUGUUUCCUGCUGCAGACCAAGGAGGACUACGAGGCCCUGAUUAAAUCACAGAAGGUGCUGUUGGCAGAUCUGGAUGAGAAGAUUGCUCAGAUGGAAAAAAAAAUUAUAAACCAAAAACAGAUCUUCGCCAAGAUACAGAAAGCCAAUGACCCCCGGAAACUGCAAAAACAGAUCCACAUUUUGGAAACCCGUUUGAAUCUCGUCACCGUGCACUUUGACAAGAUGCUGACCACCAAUGCUAAGCUCCGGAAGGAGAUCGAGGACCUGCGGUAUGAGAAGGUUGCGUAUGACAAUGUGUAUCAGCAGCUGCUGCGGCGCUUAUCGAUGCAGAAGAAAACCAUGAAUGUGGCCAUCGAGCAGUCUGCCCAGGCCUAUGAGCAGAGGCUGGAAGCCAUGGCUCGAAUGGCCGCCAUGAAGGACCGCCAGCAGAAGGACAUUUCUCAGUACAACCUGGAGAUCCGAGAGCUGGAGCGUGUCUAUGCCCACGAGACCAAGCUCAAGUCCUUCUUGCUCAUCAAGCUGAAUGAUCGUCUGGAGUUCGAGGAGCAGAGCAAAAAGGAAGAAGCCCUCAAGGCAAAGAAGUACAAGAGGAAGAACAAGGGUGAGAGUUUUGAGAGCUACGAGGUGGCGCACCUGCGGCUGCUGAAGCUGACAGAGAACGGGGACCUGAAUGAGCUCAUCGAGGGAUUUCUGGCCAAGGAGGAGAAGAACUUUGCUCGGUUCAUGUACGUCACGGAGCUCAACAAUGACAUGGAGACGAUGCACAAGAAGACCCAGAGAAUCCAGAAUGAGAUCAUCCUCUUGCAAUCCCAGCAGAAAUCAUCCCAUGAUGACAACUGCUCUGUCCUGAGACAGAUGGAGGAGAAACUGAAGAAGACCACGGAGGAGGCAGACAUGUAUGAGAACAGCUACAAGGAAAUCAGCAAGACCUUGGAGCAUCUCAAGAACUCAGUGGAGAGUCUGUUUAAAAAGAUAAAUUGUGAUGCCACCAAGAUCCUGGGGCACUUAGGGGAGACAGGGAAAAUCAAUGACACCAACCUUCCACAGUACUUUGCCAUCAUUGAGGAGAAGACCAAUGACCUCCUGCUGCUGGAGUCCUACAAACGGAUCCUGGAUAUGGAAGGGGCAGAGACCGAGAUGCCACCGCCCUUCAUCAACCCUUUCUGGGGCGGCUCUUCCCUCCUCAAGCCUACAGAACCCAUCAAAGUCAUCCCCCCGGUGCUUGGGGCUGACCCCUUCAGCGACAGGUUGGAUGAAGUGGACCAGCCCCUGGACCACAGCAGCCUUCGGCAGCUCGUGCUCAGCAACUACACUGCGCAAGAGUUUCGAAACAGGGACUUACACUGAGACAGCAUCCUGGAAAGGGGGGAUGAUCUGAGGCCCAAGAAGUUAUGGUCUGAGGUGGAGGGGGCUACAUUUGUACCAGAGAGAAUAAAUGUUUUGUUCUUUAACCUCAGUGUCUCCCCACACUCAUUACUAAGAGACUAGAUUAGGGUCCUGGGAGCCACUGUGGGACACGGAGGCACGGGGACACAGGAGGCAAGAGUUAUAUGAGGUCACCACGGCUCCCGAGCGCCCCCUGAGAUGGCGCUCCUUUAUCUGAAAUUAGAAAUUAGCUUCUUACAGUUAACAGAUGAGUUUUUGCUAAAUUAGCCGUAUUCUUAGCAUGAACGUGAGGCCUCUUCCUCUUAAUUUAUCUUGGGGCCUGGGUGAGCACAUCUAUGGGAGAAACAUUCCGAUGUAAUGUUUCCUAAAGGAAAGGAUGUCAUGAGAGCUAGGCUCUACCGAUGCUUGAACUCUCUGCGAGAAAGGGCCGUGGUCCUCUAGUUACCAUUCCAAUAAAUUGUGGCCCUUGACAGAAGUAUUCCUAAGUGGCUGUGAAGGUCUGUUUCCAAUAAAGAGUCACUAGGAUUCAAUAAUAAUGACAGCAGGGACAUCACUCGCUCAUACCCUGCCUUCAUGGGAACUAGCAAAGGACCUUCCUCACUCAAGGCACGUCAGUCAGAGAAACACCACGAACACACACACAACCUCCUGUUUAUUUGAACACAGCUUCUGGGUGGAUUUCCAUCUGUAGGACGUGUGGCUACGUGGCAUCUUGCAACCACUGGGGCUGCAAAGACGAUGGAGGUGGAUGAUGAAGCAGCCACACAGCUAACGGGCCAGGAGCAGGGACGGCGGCAUUACUGGGCAAAGUGAGAGGAGGGCAGGGACCACCUCCCC
Molecule: messenger RNA, 2820 nt
Organism: Herpailurus yagouaroundi (jaguarundi)
Lineage: Eukaryota; Metazoa; Chordata; Mammalia; Carnivora; Felidae
Gene: CCDC63
Product: coiled-coil domain containing 63
Exons: 13
Coding region: 310-1944 (544 amino acids)
Biological process (GO): cilium movement; outer dynein arm assembly
Cellular component (GO): axoneme
Source: RefSeq, a predicted model, not a curated record